This is a messenger RNA of Trichobilharzia regenti, 3853 nucleotides long. The record is from the annotation of a GenBank genome assembly. Lineage: Eukaryota; Metazoa; Platyhelminthes; Trematoda; Strigeidida; Schistosomatidae.
AUUUCUUAGGAUGACGUUAUGUUUCCUAAUUCGUAGAAGCAAGAUUAAGUAGAUGCUUGAAUAUCAGUUUACAUUAGUCAGGCGGAAGAAAUUCAACACAAAUGAAUUACACUUACCUUACCCGCCAGAUUUGAUAAUUGCGGUACUAGAAUGUACAACUCCAGGUCUCCGCACAGAAGUCCAUGGAGUUCGAGUAGUCCUAGUGCAAGACAAGAUAAUUUUCAGAGACCGAGAUUUACUGGCCCACCUAGGGAAACCGCCCGUGUACAAUAGCAAAGAGUAGUUACUACAGUGAAAUGAUUUUAGACCAAACAAUUCGAUCUCUCAGAGUUACAAAUGAAUGCUGUUGAUAAUCUUCUCUGUAAUUUUCACUCUGAUUCAGUAUGAGGUCACGGUUAAGUUUGUGGUGAAACCUGCAACGAAGGUUAUGGGUGGUAUCUAUUUGAAACACUGAGCACUGUAACUUAUAUUGUUGGGUUAUAUUGACGACAGAGCCAAACACACAUUAUAAAUAGUGGAUCAAGUAACUGGUACUCCUCCAAUUUCUGGUUUGCUUUCCAUAGCUUCUCCUAAAUACAACUGAGACUUCUUUUUGCAGCAUAUUAGAGACAUAUCGUACAUAAUUCACUUUUGACAUAUAUAUAAUUGCUAAACGUUAGUUUUAUACAAUGUCACUUUUUACGUAGGAGUACAUGACCGGCUGCUUGAAGUCAUGUGACUGUAGUAUACAUCCUAAACGGUUGGUAAUGUGAUAAUAAUAAGCUAAAUAUGAGAUAAUUGAUAAUAUUGUUGGUAUUUGGUCAUUCCGUUGCCCGGCGAAGUGUGAUUUUUAGUACGAAUUCCGCAUGACCAAAGUAUGCAAAAUGUUUACGGAUCCAGUCUACCAGUACUGACACUGAAGAAACAAAAUAUGAAGUUUUUCACAUUAAUUCAAGGAAAUGUAAUUAUGAGACUAUCUUCUCCUCGAAAUAUGCCUAACUUUUGUUGGCAAAGUCAACCUUUAAGCAGCAGUAAGUGUCAGGGGAGUGCGACUGCAGCAAUGACCUUGAAACGCCCACUGAGCAAGUUAGUGAAACCUGGUAAAUACUAUUUGAAUUAUGAAUAAAAUAUGCUUAGUGAAGUGUCAUUUCAUUAAAUGGGAUAUCUGACAUGUUUCAUGUUAUUUUCGGGAGAAAUUAAGUAAAGGUUUCGGCUAGUGACAGGUUAGGGUUAGGUCAACCUAAUGAGGGCAACGGAGCUGGUUCGAGUUAGAUUGGAGUUAGUUUAGGAAUAUUUUUGCGCUUUAGGUUUAGGUUAAGGAAAGAUUAGGACUAUUGUUAGGGUAAGAAAACCUAGAUAACUACAUGCAUGUAAUGUUACUUUGGUGAUGCUGCAAUCCACAACCGAGUAUUUUUGUCACACGUCAGGGAAAGGCAUCCCUUGCCUGCUCUUUUGAUUCAUUAUUUUUGUGAAUAUAUGUUUUAUAGGCGAACAUUGCCUUUAUCGUGUAGUAGGUUAUUUCAAGAUCAUCUGUCCACUGCUGUUUACUGGUGCUCAUAGUUUAACUUUGCUUUUCUGCUUUUUCUCAGUGAUUUGUGUGGCUUGUGAUUUGUUUGGAAUUCUUCAGUACUUGAUCGCUUACAUGAGUUUAUAGGCUUAUAAAUGAUAUCCUAAAGCAUUUUGUGAGACCUCCACGUGCUUUCUUUACUUAAAGAAAUCUGUUAUGUUGUUCUUGCGACAAUUGAAGCCAAUUGUUGUAGCAGUCUGAUUGAAUAUUGUGGUAGUCAUAUCAACUUUUUUUUUAUUUCUGUACGUUCCCAGUGGAACAUGACUGACUGGUUUCUACAUAGAACUUUGCACCUACGUGCAGCACUUCAAGUCGCCACACUUCACUCAGCACAGAAAGCCAGAGAAAAAAGUUAGUUGGAUAUAGGGCUUCAAAUUUCGGUAGCAGUGGUGUUCAUUUCUACCUGAAGGGCUUGCUAGCCUCAUGCCCGACCUUCCCUCUUUACCGGUCUUAUCACUGGCUUAGCUAUGUAGAGGAAUGCUUCAGCCGGGGAUCAAACCCCGGAGCAAAUGCGUGGUCGGCGAGCAUUCUACCGCUGUGCCGCUGACGCACAUAUCUGCUUAUUCGACCAUAGUUCUGUGUUAUGCGGCUAUAUUGAUAAUUAAUCAAUAAAUGUAGAGAUGUUUUUGAAUUUAGUGGUCUGUAGUAUUAUUUCUGCCUUAAGUCUCUGUUAGAUGUCUAUUUUGUCUGUUUGGUCGGUGGGUCCUCAUUCCAUUUAGUGCUUCUGGACAUUAAGUAGCCUCAUAAGCUUUAGUUUCAUGUUGUAUCGUUUGGUGUAUAAGACGGCACUUGCUUUUUAGUAGUCAUCGGUUAACUCUGAGGACCUAUCGCUUUUUGAUGGCACCUCAAAGCCUCAUGCAAAGGAAUUUACCGUCUUCGCUUUCCAGGACGGUGGAGACAACUUACUAUAUGCGUUAACUAAGGUAUCGGGUGGCGUCUAGGAAUCAGAGGUAGUCCCGUCGGGUAGGUGUAACUCAUUGAUUAUCCUGAUGUACAUGAAGGGAAACAAGUCUUCCUAGGAUAAUUACAUGGGUAUUAGCUUGACUAAUAUGGUAUCUAAAGUUCUGGGCCCAAUAAUAAUGCGUAGACUAAGCGGUGCUCGGGAGGAACAAACACCAGAGAACCAGGCAGACUUCAGACCAGGAAGAGAGUAUAUUGAUCAAAUCUUCAGCCUUCGACAGAUUCUGGAACAUAGGCGUGCUUACCGGUGUGCAAUCGUCAUAUUUCUUAACCUAAAGGCAGCAUUCGAUUGUGUCAACCGAGAGGUACUAUGGCGAUGUUUGGUUGUGAAGGAAGUGCCGAGAAAAUACGUCGCACUGACCGAGACACUCCACUCAAACUCAUACAGCCAGCCAGAUCUCCAAUUACUUUAACUCCACCUUUUGGCAAUGAAAGAUUCCCUCGGUAUCCACAAGACCCUUCAUUUCAUUGGAGUUCACCACCUCCUGUUAACUGUUCACCUUAUCGAACUAACAGUCCCGCGAGAUAUGGUACGCCAAAUUUUAACCAGUCAUCAUAUCAACAAAGCUUUUAUUCUCCUAUGAGCUCUUAUGCUAUACCAGGCUCAUCAUGCUUACCUAACUGCAAUUCACCUAUGAAUAUGCACUAUAAUUCAAUAUCCAGUGGUUCAUAUUCGACUGCACAAGAAGAUUUAAGCUGGAAAUACGAUACAUCCUACUCGAAUUCUUCACCAUGUAAUGUCAACUCAUGUUCACCAAGAAACAGUAACAGAAAAUUUGGUGAAAACCGUAAUCAUCCAGUGAAAAAUUGGAUUGUUGCCAGCUUAUCAGAUCCUUGGGAAGGCUUGAAACCAGUUCGUACACCACUGUCGGGUUAUUUAGUUGAUAAACCACCUGCCCAAACACAUACUAUUCUGUUUGCUCCUCAUGAGCGUCGAAGAAAAUUGGAGCUAGAUAAUGGUGAAAAGAUUACAGUUAGUCCAACAAAGAGAAUACAACUAGUCUGUUCAGAUUGAAUUUGUAACUUUUAAAGUGUUUUUUAUUUCACGUAUAUUUAUCAUUCCUAUAUAUAUAUAUAAUAUUUAUUUUUGUACAGUAGUUAUUACCAGGUUUUCGAAGUCUUCUUCUGAUUAAUAAAUUAUUAUGUAUACCUAUUCUUGAGCUACAAUCUUUGACUCUAUAUUAAUUAAAUAUUUGGUGCGCUAACUCCAUACAAGAACUUGUAAGACAUGGCUUCGUCCUCAAGUUCAAUACAUUUGAAGAGCAUCCUCAUGUUGUAUCUUCAUCUUUUCUUCAGGUGUCAGUUGUAUUAAAAAUAGGAUGUGAAAGUCUGUAAAAAACAUUUGUG